GGAAAAUUGCAUUUUUGCUUAAACCCUAUUAUUGUCACUUUCUCUUCCUCUCCCUCUUCCUUAUUCGAAAACACACAAAAUCACAGUAGUAGCAUCUGUAGCCAUGUACAGAUCAAUGGCAAUCCUGUCUUCUCUUCGACACGCGUACUCACAGAUCUCUACUCGAUCGUAUCUAAGCCGAUCUAAGGUGGGUUUUUCCUCAAACUUGUCUUCGCCUCUCGAUUCAUUUGCAAUCGUCCCUAGUCGAUUUCUUUGGAAAUUUCGAACCUUUUCUUCGAAACCAGAUUCUAUGCUUCAAUUAGUGCUUGAGAAUGAUUGGUCUAAGGAAGUAGAGGAAGGAUUGAGGAAACCUGAUAUGUCUUUGACACACGAGACUGCAAUUUACGUUCUGAGGAAAUUGGAGAAGUAUCCUGAAAAAGCUUAUUACUUUCUCGAUUGGGUUUUGAGAGAUUCAGGGCUUAGUCCAAGUACUCCACUCUAUAGCAUUAUGUUGAGGAUUUUAGUGCAGCAGAGAUCAAUGAAACGGUUUUGGAUGACUCUGAGGGAGAUGAAACAAGGAGGGUUUUAUUUAGACGAGGAUACUUAUAAGACUAUUUAUGGUGAGCUUAGUAAGGAGAAAUCGAAAGCUGAUGCUGUGGCUGUGGCUCAUUUUUAUGAGAGAAUGCUUAAGGAGAACGCAAUGUCUGUUGUUGCUGGAGAGGUUUCUGCUGUUGUUACUAAGGGGGAUUGGAGUUGUGAGGUUGAGAGGGAAUUGCAGGAGAUGAAGCUCGUUUUGUCGGAUAAUUUUGUGAUUAGGGUGUUGAAAGAACUAAGGGAACAUCCUUUGAAAGCUUUGGCGUUUUUCCAUUGGGUUGGUGGUGGUGGUAGUUCUUCUGGUUAUCAACACAGUACUGUUACUUAUAACGCAGCUUUGAGGGUUUUGGCUAGGCCUAACUCGGUUGCAGAGUUUUGGAGUGUUGUUGAUGAAAUGAAGACUGCAGGGUAUGAUAUGGAUCUUGACACUUAUAUAAAGGUUUCAAGGCAGUUUCAGAAAUCUAGAAUGAUGGCUGAGACAGUUAAGCUUUAUGAAUAUAUGAUGGAUGGUCCGUUCAAACCAUCUAUUCAAGAUUGUAGUCUUUUGUUGAGGUAUUUAUCGGGUAGUCCCAAUCCAGAUUUGGAUUUGGUGUUUCGGGUUUCGAGGAAAUAUGAAUCAACAGGGAAGUCUCUCUCAAAAGCUGUUUAUGAUGGAAUCCACAGGUCUUUAACCAGUGUAGGUAGGUUUGACGAAGCUGAGGAAAUCACCAAGGCUAUGAGAAAUGCGGGUUAUGAGCCGGAUAACAUCACAUACAGCCAACUCGUGUUUGGUCUUUGUAAAGCUAAGAGAUUAGAAGAAGCACGAGGAGUCCUUGAUCAAAUGGAAGCACAAGGAUGCUUUCCCGACAUAAAAACUUGGACUAUACUGAUCCAAGGGCACUGCAAAAACAAUGAAUUGGAUAAGGCCUUGGCGUGUUUUGCGAAUAUGCUAGAGAAAGGGUUUGAUAUUGACUCUAAUCUGCUUGAUGUCUUGAUAGAUGGGUUUGUUAUCCACAACAAAUUCGAGGGGGCAAGCAUAUUCCUUAUGGAGAUGGUGAAAAAUGCCAAUGUAAAGCCUUGGCAAAGCACGUACAAACUUCUUAUAGACAAGCUGCUAAAGAUCAAGAAGAGUGAAGAAGCACUAGAUCUUCUUCAGAUGAUGAAGAAGCAAAAUUACCCUGCGUAUGCAGAAGCUUUUGAUGGAUACCUUGCAAAGUUUGGGACUUUGGAAGACGCUAAGAAGUUCUUGGAUGUGCUUAGCUCAAAGGAUUCUCCUUCCUUUGCAGCCUACUUUCAUGUCAUUGAAGCUUUCUAUCGAGAAGGAAGACUCACUGAUGCGAAAAAUCUUCUCUUCAUAUGUCCCCAUCACUUUAAAACUCACCCUAAAAUCUCCGAACUCUUUGGUGCUGCAGCUUGAGGUAUUAUGUCACCCAAUUGUUCCGCAGAGACAUGUUCAUCCCAUUCAGCUACAAGAAUACAACCAAGAGGUCAUCUACUGUUUGGAAGUCUUUCCAUUCAACCUCUCUGGAAUAAAACUCUACUCUCUUUGCGAAUAAUGUCCAUUCCUCUGUUCUACGUGCUGCAGGGUAGUAAGAUGAUUUUGUAGGCUUUGUUGAUGGAACUGAAAGAUGUUGUAGGAUUGUUCAUAAACAGUUUGCAUUUAUUUAUUCAUUUUGCAAUUGUUGAGCUUCUCUGUCUCUUUCUUGUUUUCUUCAACUCAGUAUUGAAUGGAUAUCAUUAUUUUCAUCAGAGAAUGCAAUUAUGGAUUGAGGUCUUGAUCAUGUCCUGGUAGAAUCUUUCUCUUUGCUUUCAUCUUUAUUGAGGAUCAUUGUUGGAAGUAUUAGACGACAUGAAAAGUCAGAAAACUCUUAUCCGAAUAUUAACCUCCAGACCUGUCUGCUUUGGCCAUGUGAGGUUUGUUCCAGAAGUCUGUUAAGCUUACGUGUUCCUUCUUCACACAUGCGGC
This is a messenger RNA of Arabidopsis thaliana (thale cress), 2518 nucleotides long. RefSeq names its product Pentatricopeptide repeat (PPR) superfamily protein (gene BIR6). The record is from RefSeq and is marked reviewed. The transcript has a single exon. Gene Ontology annotation, cellular component: chloroplast. Bases 104 to 1969 code for a protein of 621 amino acids. Lineage: Eukaryota; Viridiplantae; Streptophyta; Magnoliopsida; Brassicales; Brassicaceae. Gene Ontology annotation, biological process: RNA splicing.